AUGCUCUUGACGCUAACAGCUCGGUAUGGCGACGAAGCUGUGGCCAACAUGAUCGCAGCAGCACAGCAGAAGGGGACACCCGAGGCGAAGAGAAUUGCUGGUGUACUGGCGGGCGAGGAUUUGUUGACGUGGCGAACCAAGGGACAAUCUGCGGAUGACGUCUUCAAGCUGCUAAAGCUGGACGAAGCACAAGGCACACUACUGGAGAAAGCGGCGUUGCAGACGUGGGAGAUCCUUGUCACCAAACUGAGAGCGCGCUAUGGAGACGGCGGCUUGGCCCAGAUACUUGUUCCUGCAGUGCGCGUCCAGGAUACAAAGGUGUUGGCUGAAAGGUUGGACGACGUGCUGCUUAAGUUCUGGCAGCAGGAAAAACACUCAGCUGACGACGUGUUCAAGCUCCUCAAGCUCGAAAAGCUCGAGGGCAACGCGUUUUCCACCCCGGAGUUCGCCGCUUGGAGAGCCCGCUACGGCGACGAAGGUUUGCAAGACAUGAUGAGCAACGCGAAGGAAAGUGCCAGCGCCAUCCAAGCGCGAAUGAAGGAGAUCAGCACGAAAGAAGGACGAGCACCCGAUGACGUUGCAAAGUUUGCACUACUAGAGCGUGAUCUGGAAGGGACGAAUAUUGUUUUAGCGCGCUUGAUGGAGGAGAUCUGGAGGAACGAGGGGAAAACCAGCGACGACAUUCUCAAAGUGCUGAAGCUUAGUACGGAUCGGAAAAACGCGUACAUGUUCGAUAUGUUCCGCAAUCCAGAGCUGAGCACGUGGGCUUCUUACGUUACAAAACUGCACAACAUCGACAAGGAGAAUCCGGAUGUGAUCUCGAUAUCGGUAAACCGCUUUGGCGUGCUGGGGCCGGCUGACGCCCUUAGCUCUGUAAGGACCUCAGCUGCAAGGUCGCUGCAGAAGUUGCAGUUUGAAAAGUGGUUAUCGCAAGGGAUUCGUCCGGAUACAAUAGCCGCCAAGAUGAGAGCGUUUGUCCCUAGUAACGACAGGGCCCAAGUAGCGUACCGCAGAUUUUACGAGGCCCAGGUUCCGCGUGGUUGA
This is a messenger RNA of Phytophthora sojae, 1044 nucleotides long. RefSeq lists its product as hypothetical. The record is from RefSeq and is a predicted model, not a curated record. The transcript has 3 exons. Bases 1 to 1044 code for a protein of 347 amino acids. NCBI's taxonomy places the organism in Eukaryota, Oomycota, Peronosporomycetes, Peronosporales, Peronosporaceae.